Messenger RNA from Photinus pyralis (common eastern firefly), 913 nucleotides. RefSeq names its product calcium-binding protein E63-1 (gene Eip63F-1). The record is from RefSeq and is a predicted model, not a curated record. Lineage: Eukaryota; Metazoa; Arthropoda; Insecta; Coleoptera; Lampyridae. The transcript has 5 exons. Gene Ontology annotation, molecular function: enzyme regulator activity; calcium ion binding. The coding region runs from base 337 to 807 and encodes 156 amino acids.
UCGGAAGAAGGUGCCAAGUUUCACUUUUCCAUCUUUAAACUUUAAAGUGCUCAUUAAAAUUAAACUCCGAUGCUCAGUUGCUUUACGUGAUCCGCGCGUUUAUCAAGGUAUAUAAAAUAUGAGUAUGAUAAGGAGGAUUAUCAACGUGAAUGCUAAUUUGUUUAGUUUCGAAAAUGGGUAUUUUUGUAAGAACUGAGGUAAGCGCAAGUUUUAGUUUGCGUACGUUAUAAAUAGUGAUAAAAGACGAAAUCGAGCAAUUGCUGUACCUUCCUACAAAGGGGAGAUUUUUGUAAAGGUGCGCAAAAUAAUGGACAAAGAGACUUCUCGCCGUAAGGUAUGAGUGUGGGUAGAAGAGAAUUUACAGAGGACGAAUUAAAAGAAUUACGUAUAGCGUUUGACUUGUUGGAUCGAAAUCGAGAUGGCAGAGUGACACCUUCCGAACUUCAAUUUAUGCUUGGAAAAUUGGGGAUUCCAUUGAAAGACGAAAUGGUGCUACGACUGCUGAGAAGUGCCAGUCCUUCAGGUAACGAAUUAUUAAAUGAAUCGGAAUUUGUAACCUGGGUGAAAAAAAUUCAGAGCCUUCUGCCUGAAGAGGUCGAAGAUGAUACGUCGAAGGAUCUGAUAGCGGCCUUUCGCGUCUUUGACGUUGAACGACGAGGGUACGUUACAAAGAACGAACUGAGAGCAGCGAUGGAAAUGAUCGGUGAACCCGUUACGGAAACGCAGCUUAACGAUUUUAUUAGAUCGGCAACGACCGAUAAGGACGGAAGAGUGAACUAUGAAGAAUUUGCGCGUCAAUUUACGUGAAGGUUUAUGGAUUGUAGAUAUGAGCGGAAUGAGUGAAUCGGCGGUUGGUAGGUGCUAAUUUUUUAGUGUAAUGAUAAAGUAGACAAUGAAUAAAGUAUGAGGAGAA